Messenger RNA from Danio rerio (zebrafish), 7131 nucleotides. It is a transcript of the gene pogzb, whose product is annotated as pogo transposable element derived with ZNF domain b. Gene Ontology annotation, molecular function: DNA binding; nucleic acid binding. Gene Ontology annotation, cellular component: nucleus. The record is from RefSeq and is marked validated. Lineage: Eukaryota; Metazoa; Chordata; Actinopteri; Cypriniformes; Danionidae.
GCAGGCUUUGUGUUCUUUCAAUAUAUCACGUUGAAUAUAUUUCUAUAUAGACUAUAAUCUGGAUGAAGGGAUUUUGUAAACGCCAGUCUUGACGUUAAAACUGGUCGGACCCGAUUCCUGUCAGAAGAAACAUGGAUUCGGAUUUGUUUAUGGAGUGUGAGGAGGAGGAGCUGGAGCCAUGGCAACAGCAGUCUAUGGAUGAACCAGCCGGAAAUGCUGAAAGCAGUACUCCCUCCGUCACUUCCACUCCAGCCCCGGUGGUUGAUGUUCCAGCUCCGCCUAAGACCAUGGUGAUCCCAAGCCUAACGUCUGUAGUAAAUGCGGCGAACACGGUUCCGCUGAUCACAAAUACAAUAACUCAACGUGCGGUUGUGCCGACUGAGAUCCCUAAAGCAGUGCAAGGGCAGCCGGUCAUCUUGGCACCAGGAGGAGGUGGACUGGGCACUGUGGCUCUGUCACAGGUUCUCCUGCCUGGAACAUCUAUUGCCAAUGUUACCAACAGUCAGCCGAUCUACUUUACCACACAGGGUCUUCCUGUCCAGAAUAUCCAGCCUGGCCAGGGUCCAAUGAGUUUAGUGCUGAAUGUCCAACAAGGCCAAACUGUUCGACCGAUUACUCUACUCCAGGCACCUGGCACACAAAUUUUCAAACCAGCCAUCGGAGCAACCCAAAUAAUUACCCAGCCUGCUCAAAUAAGGGCUGGAGCUCCGGUUGUAAACAGAGCCCAAACGCCUAGUACUUUCAGCACAGUGCAGAUCCCUGCUACUCUCACUUUUCGAACCACAAACGCGGUCACCCCAACAGCUGCCAGUUCUCUACCCAUCGUAUCUUCUACAACCAUUACUCAGCCUACCAGGACCACUACUAAAAUAGUGACAAUAAAGCAAGGAAAUGGACCCCUAGACAUGCAAAACCUAAUGAAUCUUGUGAAGUCUGUGAACCUUCCUGGUGGGGCUCAGGCGCAGACAUUUGUAGUCAUGAGCAAUCAAAAUACCAAAAAUGGUCCUGUUGUUUCUUCUGCUGUUCCUAUCAUCUCACAAAAUGUCAUCCAAACGAUCCCACUUCCAAAUGCAACCUCAUCAACAACCACCACUCAUUUGUGUCCUCGUUGUGGAGCUCAGUUCAGAAUGAUUGAGGCUCUACGCGGUCAUAUGUGUUUUUGCUGCCCUGAUCUGGUCCACAUGACUGAAACAAGCAGUACCCCAACAGCUGUGAAACCCCCAGCAACACCACCUAAGAGUGCCUCUGUUGUGCCUAGUGCCAAGGUGGAUAGCCCACCUAGCAAAACAGGAGAUAGCCAUCCCAGACUCGUCAUGCUGGUUGAUGAUUUCUACUACGGCACAUUUGAGGGAAAUCGAGUCUAUGUACCAAUGGACAACUCAAAAGAACCAUUAUCAUUCAGAUGCCUGACCUGUAGCAAGAAACUAAAGAAUAAUAUUAGACUUAUGAACCAUAUGAGGUACCAUGUUGAACUGGAUCAACAAAAUGGGGAAAUGGACAACCACACAUCCUGUCAGCAUUGUUUCCGUCGCUUUCCUACACCGUUUCGUCUGCAGUGCCACCUUGAGAGUGUCCAUACCUCCAUUGAAUCAUCUACCAAGUGUAAGAUAUGUGAGUGGUCCUUUGAGAAUGAGCCAGUGUUCCUGCAGCACAUGAAGAACUCCCACAAACCCGGAGAGAUGCCUUAUGUAUGCCAGGUGUGUGAAUACCGUUCCUCCUUCUACUCUGAUGUGUUUAACCACUUUCGUACCUGGCAUGAGGAUACCCGCCACCUUCUGUGCCAGUAUUGCCUGAAGGUUUUCAAGCAUUCCACCAGUUACCAGCAACAUUAUGUUCGUCAUCAGAAAUCAACAGUUUACCAUUGUAACAAAUGCCGUCUUCAGUUCCUUUUCACAAAGGACAAAGUUGAGCAUAAAAUAAAUCACCACAGGACUUUCCGAAAGCCCCGUGAAUUGGAUGGACUGCAGCCUGGAACAAAAGUGACCAUUAGGGCAUAUGUUGGGAAAAAAACACCAGGUCAGUCAGCUUCAAAAGCAUCCACUAAUAUUCAGAAGAAUAGUAUUAGCAGUUCACAAUCGACAACUCUAAGUGGCGACCAGCAAUCAGAACAACAGCAAUCUGGGAAGAAACAGGUCAGCAAGAUGUUUCAGUUCCUGUCCAAGUUCCAGGAGCAGAGGGCUCAACUGGGCAGACAUAAGUGUGUGGAGUGCACUUUUGACAUUCCAGACUUUGUGAAUCACUACCCCACUUAUGUUCACUGUUCACUCUGCUUCUAUAGCACGUGCUGUUCUCGUGCUUAUGCAAAUCACAUGAUCAACAAUCAUGUUCCUGGAAGGGCUCCAAAACCUUCUAAAAAGGGGCCUCCAAGCGUUGUGAAGCUGACUUGUGCAGGUUGUGAAUACUCCACUCCUCACGGAAAUUUGAUGGCCAAACAUCUCAUCAAGUUCCCUGAUCACUCCUACUGUUUAUUCAUGCGCAAAGAGUGUUUGGAGACAGAUAUUGAGUUCUGCCAUGUUGAGGAGGAGGUGGAGGGUCCACAAGGGGAUGAAGCUAGUGAUGUUGGGACACAGCCUGACUGGUUGUCCCUGAAACAGUGGAAUGUGCCCAAAGAGGAAGGAACAGUGCCAGAGUUCAUGGAACGUUGUGGCCCACGGCAUAUAAUGACCAGGAAUCAUGAUGUCCUCGACUACUUCCAGGUUCUGUUUCCUGAUGCCCUCUUUGAGCUGAUUGUUUGUGAGACCAACGCCUAUGCCACUUAUUGCUGCUCUUCAGGGCAGGGGGACACAUCUUGGCACCCUGUGUCUGUACAGGAAAUCAAAGGCUUUUUUGGUCUCUCUAUCCUCAUGGGGCUUCAAAACCUGGUGGAACCGGACUCGUACUGGACCUGGGAACAACACCAAGGCCGCUAUGGCUCUAGAACAUGGGAGCUGGUUUACAGGACCAUGUCAGUGAAUCGUUUUAAGCAGAUCAGCACUUACAUCCGAAUGAGCAGCAUGCUUGUGGAGAAUGACAGCCAGAGUGCUGACAAGUUGUCAUUUUUUCAGCCGAUGCUGAGCAUCCUGGAGAAAAGCAUGCAAGAGGCCUACAGUCCAAACAAGUGCUUGACAAUUGAUCAAGCUUUCCUACCGAGCCAUGAUAAGGGAACGGCUCAGGAGAAGAGUAAAAAUUCUCAGCCAAGGAUAUGGCUACUGUGUGACUCAAAGUCAGGCUUUUGCCAUAAAUUGCUGGUCUCAACACGACAGGAGAAGCACAAAGACUUGGGAAAAUCAGUUGUGCCACAUCUCACAGAGGGUCUUGAGGGUAAACAUCACAACAUCUUCUUGUCCAGCUCACUUGCCUCUGUGCAACUCAUGAAGGAUCUCUUUGAUAGUGGUAUAUACUGCUCCAGCUCUGUCCUGCCACAAAGUGCAGUUUUGCCCAAGGAGUUUUGGGAUGAACCUCCACUGGAAAAUCCAGGCAAUUUUAAACAGUAUGAGUUCCCCCCACUUCUUGCCACUAGAUGGAAAGAUACCAAAGAAUUGGUAUGCCUCUCCACAAAUGCCAACGCAGGCCAUGAAGAUGUGGUGUGGAGGAGGUCUCCCACUAAAAUGGGUGAGCUUUAUACUAUUGAAAGGCCACAGGCCUUCAAGCUGCUCCAAGACAACAUGAGAGGAGUCGAUAUCUGUAAUCAGCUGCUGACGUGCAACCAACUUGGUGGGCUAGAUCUUGACACCAACUGGCGGCGUCUCUUCUGGUUCUUUGUCAACUUGAGCAUCAUCAACUCUUUUAUUGUCUUACGAGAGACCCGCAAAGACAACCCACCAGUGUGGCUCCCAGGGGGUCACUUUUCCCAGGCCGUUUUCCGUAAACGUCUGGGCUACCAGCUUGCCAAGUGUGCUGAAAGACACACUCUCCAGAACCAAAUCCACAAUAGCAUGAUUGAGCAACAGACUGUGAAAAAAGAAAGUCAAGAGGUGCAAGAAGAGGUCAGACAUCGAUUAGGCAAAAUUACCAGAAGGGCGAGGAGAUGUAAAGUUUGCAACUUGAAAAACAUGCGUCAUGAGAGCAUGUAUGGCUGCACCGCCUGCCAUGCGAAUCUGUGCAAGCGUUCUCGCUGCUUCUGGGAGUUCCAUGGUUUCCCAACUAAUUAUCAAGGUAGUGCAAAAGUUGGAUUCGUUGACUCUAAGAGGGACGGCACAGAGCCAGGACUUAAACAUAAAACAGAAAUGUUGGAAAGAGGCCAGGCCAAAUCCUCAGUGGACAUCAGUAAUGUUUCACAGGGUGCCACUGCUGGCCAGGACGAAGACGUGGACCAAGAAAUGGCUCCUCUGGAAGACGAAGACACAGAAACAGACACUGAUACGGUUGAAAGCAGCGAGGAAGUCCCACUUCGAACAGUGGCUAGUGAGAAAGAAAAGCGAUCACUAACCAAACCAACACAGCCUGUGAGAAACAGAGAGGAGUCUUUGACUAUUCACCAGCGGCGAAUACUUCUUCUUGCACUAUGUGCCGGGAUCCAAAAAGCAGCAAAAGAGAUGGACACCAAACCGCAGCUCAUCAAGACCUGGAUUCAAGACAAGGAGGAUCAGUUAAAUGAAUGCUGCAGCAGUAUCUGUGGAGAGGCUGUUGAUCGUCUAGUACAGUGGGUUCUGACACAACGAGAACAGCAGCGUCCUAUCAAUGAGGCGAGAUUGUUUGAAAAAGCUUCAGAGCUCCAAAGCCAGACCAAUGAAACAAGUUCAUUCCGUAUUUCAUACGAGUGGGCUGUGAACUUCAUGAUGCAGCACAAACUGGGCUUGGAUACCUGUUUCACAGUACAAAGGGAACUCCCUAGUGCCAUGGAAGAGAACUGUCGUUGCUUCAAAGAAUUGGUGCAUGGUCAAGUUAAGACCAACAACGUUCCACAGUGUGUCAUUGGGGUUAUGGACCAGCUUUCCGUGUUUGUGGACAUCAAUAUGUUGAAUGAGAAAAACAAGGUAAGACGAGACACAGCUAUUCAGUUUACCGGGUCUGGGAAGCCUUUCGUAAAGAUUUACCUUGCAAUGCUUGCAAAUGGUACGAUGCUUCCUGCAGCACUCUUCACCAGUCACACUACGAGCACACUGAGCAGCACACCAGACACAGUCUUGAUUAUGGCCAAAGAGGAAGGUUACAAGGCAACAGAAGAGCUAGAAAUUUGGGCCACCAAAGUGUGGAAGCAGCAUCUCGACUCGCAGAAUGAGAAGGAAGCGCUGCUGGUUUUGGAUAGCCAUCAUUGCCUGACGUCUGAGUCCAUUAUUUCUACAGUCAGUAGCACCAAAACCUUCCUUCCAACCAUUCCGGCAGGUUGUACAUGCCGACAUCAACCUUUAGAGAUGUGCGUACGCCCUGUGCUCCAAAGGUUGUUUUUAUCUCGUUGGGCACAACAGCCUAAAGAAUCAGUUCAGCCUGAAGACCUGAUGCAGCUUCUAGUAUCCUGGUUAGACAAGGCCAUGUCAUGCUUCUCAAGUAGGCCUGAAUUUAUUCAACAUUCAUUCUGCUUGGCUCAUCUGCUUCCGGAUCAGGAGACACAUACAGAUUUGCCUGGUACUUCUGUGGAGUUGCUAAAUAUACUUUCAGAAGCAACACUGGGACCAGAAGUAGUAGAUCUGGAGUCAGCAGAUGAAGAAGAGCCAAUGGACACACAUUCUGUAGACAACGUAACUGAGAAAAUAGAUCUUACAGAGGAGCAAGAGGAUACGGAAAAUGAACUAAACGAUGACAAAGCGAAAAACACAGAACAGCAAAAGGAAACAAAUGAUGAAUGUUUGGAAAUCGCAAGCGAGUCCACCGAUUUCUCACAUUCGUCGCCUGAGCAUGAGACCCCUUCACACAACUCUGAACCAGAUCAUUUGUCGGAAUCUGGUCUGGAUGCUAACACUGAUCAAACGGAUUCAGCAAACAGGUGAUAUUUGAUCUACUAACAGACGCUGGUAGAUUUAACAGAAGGACAGGCCUUGCUGAAUGUGACUGGUUAUUUAAUUUACAGCCUAUUAUUUGGUGGUGUGAAAAUGGGGAGGAAAAAAAAAGUUUUUUAAUCUUAAAAACUGUAUAGAUUUAUAGGAUAGACGUUGCAUGAUUGGGUUUUGCUAAGUUUUUCUACCUACUUUUAUUUCUGUUGUUUAUUCACUAGCAUACAGUAAUACAAAAGCUCCCUUUUUUUGUCUGUUGACAGACAAUAUUUACUUAUAUUCCCCAUCCUCUGAAAGUUCAUCACAGGUUUUUGCCUGUUUAUGUUUUAGUUAUUUCGAAGAUGUAAUGGGAGAAAUUUGUUUGAUAAGCCAGCUGCGACCUGUAUUGAGUGAUUUGACUCAAGCGUGUGGGUAUUGGGUGGAUGAAAGUAUUGUUUGUUUAUUUUUUGUUGUUGUUGUCCUGCCCCUCUCUUACAGUUUAUGUGUGUCCAACGCAGGAUGAGUAUCAAAAAUCAUGCGAUUUAAAAUCUGAUAACAUUUGAAUUGAAGAACGAUACAAAUGCUGUUUUGAAUAAUGCUAUUUAAAAUUAUUUAUUCAAUGAUUGACCGUAAAUUAUAGCCUAUUAUUCCAUAGCUUUACAGAUUCUGUUUGACAUCCAACCUUAUUGCAUUUUAUGACACAUGCUACAGUUCAGCCUGUAAGAUUGGUUGACAGACUAUCUUGCAGCACUUCCAUUUUGGUUAUUUAUGUAGUUAUCAUAUACGUUUACCAUUGAGAGAGCAUUGAUAUUGAAUGGAGUGUGAUCAGUGAGUAUACAUUCAGUACUGAUUUCAGCAUCUGAAUUUACUGUAGCGACCACAUGAUGGUGUAACUACACUCCAGGUGUCAUCUAUUGACAUUCAAUUCAAAGAGGUAUUGAUGCACUUUAUUAGUGCUCUUCUAUGUUUGUAAAGGUGUGUACUUUGAUUUCAUCUCUGUUUGCUGCAGCAAUUUUGUGUAUAAUUUACAUGUUGUGGGACUUCUUGUACAGUCUGAUUGCGAAGGUAAGUGGACGUUUAUAGAAAUGAGGGUCUUUUGAAUGUGCUGUUUUGUUUAAACUGCAAAGAGGACUAAUGAAUAAUUGAUCAUUGAAAAAAGGCGUUGCAUAUGUGACUUCCCAUUUAUUAUUAUUAUUUUUUUAAUUUCUUGUGAAUAAAAUUUAAUAAACAGUGUGUGCAUAAA